CUUGUGAUGAUGUGACAUCACUAAUUUUAGUCAGUCGGUUCUUAACAGCUGAUUGCGGUGGGAGUGGGCUCUGAUUUUUUCGUGGGAAACUCUAAACCGUUUAGCUCGCUAGCCAGAAAUAGCAGGUGCAUGAUCAAUGGCCUCCAUAACGUCCACUCCAGCCACUUCAACAAGCCGGACAUCCCGUACGACAAGGCGGAGCACGGCCAGCACGCCCGGGAUAUCCCCGUCCAGCACGAGUCCAACACGCCUCACUCGCAUACAGGAGAAGGAAGAACUCAGGCAGCUGAAUGACCGUCUUGCCGCAUACAUAGAGCGUGCCCGGCAUCUGGAGAAUGACAAAUCCUCCAUGCUGAUCCUGCUGGAGGAGAAGGAAGAAUCGUCGACUAGAGAAUUGGGAAAAAUCCGGCUACUGUAUGAAAACGAACUCGCCGACGCUAGAAAGAUACUGGACACUACGGCCAACGAGAGGGCUAGGCUACAAAUAGAACUGUCCCAACUCUCAGAAGAUCACCGACAACUACAAACAAGGAAUAGUAAGAAAGAGUCCGAGCUGGCCACGGCAGUGGGGCGUUGGAGAAACCUUGAAGCUGUGCUGAACUCCAAAGAGGCAGAGUUUGCUAACUUGCUGGCGGGAAACCGGGGACUGGAAAAUGAAAUCGCAGAGCUCAAAGCCCAGGUUUCCAAUCUGGAGCUGGCCUUACAGGAUGCUAAGACUCAGCUCCACGCAGAGAUGCUGCGAAGGGUGGACAUGGAGAACCAGGUGCAAACCCUCCGGGAGCAGUUGGAAUUCCACAGACACAUCAGUGAGCAGGAGGUCAGGGAGAUGCGGAGCCGGCACGAGAGCAGGCUGGUGGAGGUGGACUCGGGGCGGCAGAAGGAGUUCGAGAGCAAGCUGGCCGAGGCCAUGCAGCAGCUCAGGCAGGAGCACGAAGGUCACAUCCAGCAGUACAAAGAGGAGCUGGAGAGGACCUACAGUGCCAGAUUAGAAAAUGCACAGUAUUCAGCGGCCAAGAAUAGCGACCUGGCCAGUUCAACCAGGGAAGAGCUUGCUGGGACCAAGCUGCGACUGGAGAACAUGUCUUCUCAAAUCAGCUAUUUCCAGAAGCAGAGCAGCGACCUGGAGGCUCGGGUUCGGGAGCUGGAGGCCACGCUGGACCGGGAGAGGGAGGCCGGCCAGCGGCGGCUGACCGAGAAGGAGAGGGAGAUGGCCAACAUGAGGCAGCAGAUGCAGGCCCAGCUGGAGGAGUACGAGAACCUGCUGGACGUGAAGCUGGCCCUCGACAUGGAGAUCAACGCCUACCGGAAGAUGCUGGAAGGAGAAGAGCAGAGGCUGAACCUGUCCCCGAGCCCCUCCCAGCACGGGCCGGUGUCCCGCACGCACAUGCACGCUGGCAGGAGACAGAAGGGGAAGAAACGCAAGCUGGAGGGGCGGGCCAGCCUGUCGCCAGGUUACAAGAUCUCCCAGCAUGCCUCAGCACACGGGAGUGUGUCCAUUGACGAGAUUGACCUCGAAGGGAACUACAUCAAGCUUAGGAAUAACUCUGAGAUGGACCAGUCUUUGGGUGGGUGGGUCUUGAGAAAGAGCCACAGGACCAUGCCCGAGGUGUCCUUUCAGAUCCCCGCCUCUUACGUCCUGAGAGGAGGACAGACGCUAACUAUUUGGGGGGCCGGUGCUGGGGUUGAACCGAAACCCCCCACUGAUUUGGUGCUGAAGACCCAGAGGAACUGGGGAAUGGUUGACGAUGUAAGGGUUGUCCUGGUGACCCCUCAUAACGAGGAGACGGCAGAGCGGAGGCUGGUGCGUGUGCAGAGGGGGGCUGAGGGGGAGUCUGACGUGGAGCUGGAGGAAGAGGACGUCGGCGGCGGCAGCAGCGAGCUGCAUCUCCGGCGGCAGGGGCGGACCGCGGAGGAGGCCAGCUGCGCCGUUAUGUAAUCACGUUCAUUUCGACCCCGGGAGCCCCAAACGUGACCGCGCUGUGAUCGGAGAGGCCCCACGUCCCUUUCAGAGAGCCAUUUUCUCAGACGGAACUCAGUUGAUGACAGAAAAAGAGACCACUUCAACGACUCAUUUCACAGACGGGCUCUGUGGAAGUUCCAUAUUCAGAGCAUUUAAAGUAACAUGUAAACAGUGUAACUAUAAGAAACUUUUCAUCAUCAAUGUCAUUCCAUUAAUAUUUUGGUUAUAUGGUUGGUUAUAUUUUUGUAGUGCAUUGUUAACAGGAAAUUGAUAGUCAUUUGAAUAGCGGGGUUUGCCUGUCUGUCACAGGCUCCCAUAAUGAGUAAUAUCACAGAGGUUUGUACUGGGCUACCACUUUCUCUGUCCCCAGUCAACCUCUACAGAGUCACAUGACCUACGUAAGGUUCUUUAAACUUUAACAGUCAGCGCUGUGACAUCAAACCUGUGACCAAGAGACUUCUACAAAGUCUUUGCAUCAGCAUGAUAUUUAAAAUUCUUAUUGGAAGAUCUGGAGUAGGAUAAAACUUAAGUGUUAAAUUGUAUGGGUGAUAGUAGAAUAGAUAUUUCUAAAUAUAUUUACUUUUGAUUAAAAAAAUAUUUUAUAAAUAAGCUACGACCCACUUGUCAUGAUGGCAAGGGUGCUGAAAAUUUGUGAAGAUAACCUGAAAAUCUAGUUAUACCUGCCUUUUGGAUUGGAAUCUGAACAUUAAGAAAAGCAACAAAUAUUAAAAACACAACAAAUUUGGCAACAGUGAGGGCAUAUGAAUAGGGUAGAGCUCGUACAUGGGGAUUUAUUCACUUUCUUUUCUGGUGUUCGUCUGUGUUCUGGGACCAUGAGAAUUACACAUACUUGAAAAUUAAUGAAAAUUCUUGUGAAAGCGGUGUACCUGUGUUGAGACACCGCUUGAGACACCAGAACUGAGCAUGUGCAACUUCUCUAAUCUGAAACUCUUCUCUAUAGUAUGCUUUCAAUAUAGGACUAAGUUUCUGAGAUGAGUAAAUAAAAUUUAAAAAAUUGUAUUCCUUUUAAGUAACAAAAAAGGUAAUGCUAGUGUGAACAUCCCAUUGACAUUUUCAAGAAUCUGUCCCGUGUAUAAUUUGAAAUCUAUGGCAGGUUAGGUCUGUAAUGAAUAAGUUCUAAGCUUCAAGUGAAUAUUAUUUUGAUUACGAAGAGAGAUGUUAUUUUGAGGUACUUGCAUUAAUUAUUGUCUGUGCCUUAUUCAGAUGGAAAUUAAAUAAUUAAAUUGUAAAUGAUUUCCCUGUUGAAACAAAGACAAGUUUGACACGGUUAAAUUGGAUUUAGUUCAAGAAACAUACCCAAGCAAUGUAAUGAGCACUUGUCUAAUCACCAAAGAAAAACAUUGAAGUAAUGGAAGUAUUUGUAAUAAUAUUAGUUUUCAUUAUAGACAUUCUGCUUUCUGACUUAUUUAAUCAUAUCUUGAAUAUAAUUUGCUCAGGUCUCCCUCCCCAUCCAUAAUUAUCCAUGUAGUUAAGUUUCUCACACUGCUUGACGAAGGCAUUGUUCUUUUUCCCCUUUGGCUUUAUUAAAAUUAUUUGCAAUAAUCUGUAAAAGACAAACGUGAAAAUAUUGGAAAGGCCUCUUAUAGUCUGUUGUUUUGAAAAAGGACAAGGAUAUAACCUUGCUGUAGAAAUCACAGAUGUCUUCAGUUAUUUAUUGAAUGUGUAUUGCAACAGAAUGUAUUCUACAGUAUUUUGUAAAACUUCAAUAAAGAUUUUUACUGAACUGA
Messenger RNA from Anguilla rostrata (American eel), 3708 nucleotides. RefSeq names its product lamin L3 (gene lmnl3). The record is from RefSeq and is a predicted model, not a curated record. Bases 137 to 1936 code for a protein of 599 amino acids. Gene Ontology annotation, biological process: heterochromatin formation; nuclear pore localization; protein localization to nuclear envelope. The transcript has 12 exons. Gene Ontology annotation, cellular component: nuclear lamina; nuclear envelope. Gene Ontology annotation, molecular function: structural constituent of cytoskeleton. NCBI's taxonomy places the organism in Eukaryota, Metazoa, Chordata, Actinopteri, Anguilliformes, Anguillidae.